Messenger RNA from Peniophora sp. CBMAI 1063, 2544 nucleotides. The record is from the annotation of a GenBank genome assembly. Lineage: Eukaryota; Fungi; Basidiomycota; Agaricomycetes; Russulales; Peniophoraceae.
AUGUCAUUCCACUCCCGGCGGCGACCGUUCGCUGAAUCUAAACCUGAGGAAAAAGCUGGAGACGGACUCUGGGGUGCUUAUCUGGACGCAGUCGAUGCCGAGGACAAGGCUAGUGUCGAAAGUUGGAAUGGAUCAACGACAGGAAUUUUGACCUUCGCUGGGUUGUUUGCUGCAACAGUGGCGGCUUUCGUGAUAGAGAGUUAUCAUAGCCUCUCCCCCGAUACGGGCGCCCAGACAGUCGCUUUACUUGCGCAACUGAUCUCCAAGACGGAUUCAACUCCAGUUGUUCCCGCAAGCGAUAUAAUUGCCGAGCCAUUCCAUGCACCUGGAACGGCUAUCCUCGUCAACUCUCUUUGGUUUCUCAGUCUCGUCAUUGCUUUGAUCUGCGCUCUCCUCGCAACUCUUAUCCAAGAAUGGACAAGAGACUAUCUGCGCGAUGUGCAACAUCGCACUUCAGAUAUGACUGUCAAAGAGUACGCCUUCAACCAUAUUUACGUGCGCAUGGGCAUCGAAAGAUAUGGAUUGGAUCAUAUGGCGACCCUCAUCGUAGCCCUGAUGCACAUUGCCGUCGUGCUCUUCUUGAUUGGGCUCAUUAUCUUCUUAUUUCCCAUACACAUUCUACCAGCGGCGGUGGUUACUACCGCUGCGAGCAUGGCAGCUCUGAUCUAUGUCUCGAUCAGCGUCAUACCCCUCUUUGACAACACCUGUCCAUAUCGCACCCCGCUCUCAUCGUCUUUCGCCAUCGCGCAUACAUUCAUCAGACUAUCGAAACUGGCUCUGAUUCAACCCCGCAAGUUGAUAGAUCUCGCUCGUACGCACCCGAGUUAUAGAACAAACGAGUUUUGGCAGUUGUGGAAACUUCCUGCCCGACGAAUCUACCACGAUCUGCCCUCCAAGCUCCGUGCGCUGUACUUGGAUGAUCGGUCCAUCGCUCAGAAUACGUUCAUGAGACAGGAACGGAUGAUGUUUGUCUGGCAGCGCACGAGCGGCUACAUUCUCUCGGCCCAUGGACUCUCGGCUCUCCUGGAAUACCUUCCAUCGUACCUGCUCAACCCAGUCUCCACGAACCCGGGGACCAACUUGAACCCAGUCUCUCGCGACUUUGACAAGUUCUGGGUGUACCUGCGCAGUCGCAGAUCAUUCUUCGCUUCUGUUGUAAAGAACAUGACGAACGUACAAUCAUCAAUGGCGGGGAAGGGUGCUCUUCGUCUGCUACAGUUGAUCCUACAUGCAGAGUCCAGAGUCGAGAUCCGAUGGUAUUCGACCUCCAACCUCUCCGCGUCCCAUCUUUCGUGGUAUCAUGAUGGAAUCGAGAUUCUAGCGCCCAUAUUUCCGAAAUUAGUCCGACGGUUCAAUACGCUUUACGACAUCUCAAGCGAGGACGAGCAGUUGGACAUGGUCGUAACCCUCACCAGUCUUCGCUGGUCCAUCCUCCAGAUCGCGACAACCAGAUACUCACUCUGGCGCUCGCUCUUGCAGGACAUUGACACCAUCAAAUGCUUGCGAUUACUCCCUUUGAGUCGAGAGGAUCGAUGGAUUAGCGAGACCGACGGCAAUCUGAAGAUCCUCAGUUCGUCUACGACGUCGGAGUUCAUAGUGCUCAAAGACCUACAAAACGAACAUCUCGCACCCCGCAAUGCAUUGACACUGCUUGCACACAUCAUAUUCUCCCGAUGGCCUCUGGAAACACCUAAUAUUUGGAGAUGGAUCAAGCCGGACCAUCCAUACGUGAAAGAGUCGUGGGGAGGGACAUGGUCCUGGCAUAAAAUCCACCAACCCCACCCCCGGAGCGUUGCGCGCCCUCACGCUUCCGCACUGUUUCUCACUGUCUUAGAGUCCGCAGGGCUGGGAGCCUGGAGAGACCCAGCCUCGUCGACUUCGGCUGUCCCAAGGGGAAUGCAGCUUCAUCCCUUUGUGGUAGAUGCGCUGCGCAAUCUUCUGGAUCUUGUCUCUCUCCCGCCGCUCCGCGAUCAAGUUCUCUUGAGCGACGAUGAGAUCAAGAGCUUGGGCCUUAUCAUCCCUCAUCCGAAUAGGCCAGCCCACUCUGACACGAUCCCAACCCUUCCAAAUCAUCCUCCUGAUACUCCCCAAUCGCGAGCAUUCGCUGAGGAUACACCAGAAGUCCGUGUAGACUCGUCCGCGCCCACAGCUUCUACGCCGCACAGUGAUGGGCACUACAGUGCAUACGAUGACGUUCACGACGGCAGCAUACCGCUGCACCUAGUCGGUGUCAAUUCAUCGCUCGCUAGAAGCGUCGACGUCCCUCCCACCACCCUAUCACCGACUCUAGACUCUGGUAGCAAACAACAGAGUCCAUCUCGUUUAGAUCACCCUCUCAUACUACUCGACGCCUCACCUUCAUCUCCUCACGCCAAGUCCCGUCGAGUCUCUGGACUGGCACCACGAGGCCCGCGACGCUCGCCCAGCCUGGCACCGCAAAACACGGGGGACAGGCCACCUAGUUACGGUACAGCCUACUUUACAAGUAAAGAAGGGGUGCUCGACGAAUCGGAUGCACCAGUGCUACAUAACGUAACAAGAUAG